Molecule: messenger RNA, 4524 nt
Organism: Cottoperca gobio
Lineage: Eukaryota; Metazoa; Chordata; Actinopteri; Perciformes; Bovichtidae
Gene: rab11fip4a
Product: RAB11 family interacting protein 4 (class II) a
Exons: 15
Coding region: 131-1936 (601 amino acids)
Biological process (GO): endocytic recycling; regulation of cytokinesis
Cellular component (GO): endocytic vesicle; midbody; cleavage furrow
Molecular function (GO): calcium ion binding
Source: RefSeq, a predicted model, not a curated record
UUGAACAAGCGCAGCAGCAGCAGUUGGUCCGGCGGAGCGGAGCGGAGGCCGGGAUGAAGAAGAGGAUGACGGUGAUGAUGGCGACUGUCACAGCGAUUCUUUAACAGGAAAAAUACAAAGCAUCUCCGCAAUGGAAGGACAUGUUAUUCCCGACCAAGAGCAGCUCCUGCAGUUUCUCCGGAGACUCAAGGAGGUUUUCGACGUGUGUGACGAGGAUGCUGACGGCUUCAUCCGUGUGGAGCACCUGGUAGACCUCGGGCUUCAGUUCGGCCAAGGAGACGAGGUGAAGAAGUUAACCAGGUACCUGGAUCCUAACGCUCAUGGGAAGAUCAACUUCAAAGACUUUUGUCACGGAGUGUUCGCCAUUAAAGGUUGUGAGGAGAUACUAAAGAUGGCCGUGGGUCCUCGCAGUGUGACCUCCACCCAGCCGUCUGUUACUGACAAUGGUUACAUUUACCAGAACGGCACGGCCAAGCUGGGCCCUCCAAUCAUCAUGUGUACGCGCUCCUACCCAGAAGGCAGUGUGUAUGGUGAGGGUUGUGCUGACGGGGAGUGUGACAUGGACAGCAGCACUGAAAACGGCAACGGCUGCGACUCUUUGGAUCCAACACGGCAGGGCAGCCUCCUGACUGGCUCAGCGUCCGCAUCUGUGAUCUCUGGGGAGGAGCAGUUUGAGGACUACGGGGAGGGGGAGGAUGUGGAUUUUACUCCCAGUAGUCCUUGCCCUGAAGAUGACACCCGAACAAAUGGCUUCUCGGACCUGGGGUCCUCACUCCCCUCCAGUGCUGGGCAGACUCCUCAGAAGAUGCGGCAGCUGUAUAACAGUGAGCUGCUGGACAUCUAUUGUUCUCAGUGCUGCAAAAAAGUGAAUCUACUCAAUGACCUGGAAGCUCGACUUCGAAACCUGAAGGCCAACAGCCCUAAUAGAAAGAUUUCCAGCACAGCGUUUGGACGUCAGCUGUUCCAGGCCAACCACAGUGUGUUUGGAUCCAGUCAGGGCAGCAGCACAGAGGAUCUGUUCACUGACAGCAUCGACUCCUGCGACCUCGACAUCACCGAGAAGGUCAGUUAUCUGGAAAAGAAGGUGACAGAGUUGGAAAGCGACAGUCUGGCCAACGGAGACCUGAAGUCAAAACUCAAACAUGAGAACACACAACUUGUACACAGGGUUCAUGAGCUGGAGGAGCAGGUAAAGGAUGCAGAAACAAGGGCAGAUCAGAGUCUGCAGGAUGAGACCAAGAGGCACCGGGAGGCUUACAGCAAGAUGGACAGAGACAGAAACAUGGAAAUAGACCUGCUCUGUAACAGGCUACAGCUGUUGGAAGAAGAGAAUGAAGAAAUGAAGUUAAAUGUGUGCCGACUCAAGUCACAGACUGAGAAACUGGACCAGGAGAAGCAGAGGAUGACCGACAAGCUGGAGGACACCGGUCUGAGGCUGAAAGAUGAGAUGGACCUCUACAGGAAGAUCAUGGACAAGCUCUGGCAUAAUCGCCAUGAGUUUCAGAAGGAAAAGGAGGCCAUGCAGGAGUUGAUCGAUGAUCUCCGCCGGGAGCUGGAGUAUCUGCAGUUGUUUAAGCUGGAAAUGGAGCAUCCAGGACAGAGCAAAGGGCUGUCUGAGUUCAACGCCAGGGCCAGAGAGCUCGAGAUGGAACAUGAAGUCAAGAGACUGAAACAGGAGAACCAUAAGCUGCGGGAUCAGAACGACGACCUGAACGCUCAGAUUCUCAGUCUGAGUUUGUACGAGGCUAAGAACCUGUUUGCCUGUCAGACCAAGGCCCAGUGCCUGGCAGCUGAGAUCGACAACGCAUCAAGGGAUGAACUGGUCGAUGCCUUGAAGGAGCAGGAGGAGAUCAACCUGCGUCUGAGGCAGUACAUGGACAAAAUCAUUCUGGCUAUUCUCGACCAUAACCCCUCCAUCCUGGAGAUCAAGAGUUAAAGGCCACACACACACGCAAGCACUUGUGUUUCUGUACUUACCUUAAAGUUAUAAUCUUCAUGAUUUUAGUCCUGGUUGGAUACUGGUGGGAACAGCAGCAAGCACUCUGACAGAAGUAUAGAAGUAUUUGUUCACAGUGCAGCCAAACCAACUCAAGAAGUCAGUCAAUCGUGCCAUCCACGCUGCAUCCUGCAUGUCAUACACUGAUUCACUGAUUACCAUCUUUUGUUUUAUAGACACAUCUUUAGCAGUAAACGUGAGGACGUGCUGUGUUAGCAUUAGCAGUAACACUGGAUUACAUACUGCAUCGUUUCACUCCGCCAAUAACAAUAAAAACUGCUCGAUAGAGACCAUUACUGAAUCCAAAUACAAUAAAUGACAAGUGCUGGAAAGAAUGGUGGCGAUGAAAAAUUAUAAAAAUCAGAAUUAUAACUUUAAACUGGAGCCCAAAUUCUGAAUGCCCUAAAUGUUCUCACCACUUAUAACUGAAUCACACACACUGUAGAACUGAUGUCUCAUGUUGAAUCUGUCCACCAACUUUUAUAAUUCUAUAUUUGAAACCUAGGGAAUGGAAAAUAUUUGGGAAUACGCAAAAACAUAUUUUGUUGUUCACUUUAUUUCUUUUACACUCUGUAGUAAUUGUGACUCAUUCUAAUGGCGGGCUACAUUUAAGGAGUGUCGGACAUAAAACUAUUCAAAGGACCAUACCAGUGUUUGCCAUGUUUUGUACAAAGCAGUUUUGAACACCGUGGUUGUCAAUAUUGAGGAAAAAGCAAGCUACCAUUAUAAAAGCUAGUUCCCUUUCAUACCAUAUGGGAAUGAAAGGGAAGCAGUGGAAGCAUCAGAGGAGGAACAGAAUAGUUGUAUAAGAGGAGCAUAUUGACAUCAGUCUCAUGUCGUGUUCGAUACCAAGCUGGAGUCAGGACAUGGUUAGCUUAGCAUCUGAAGAUCACUAAUCAACAGGUUGUAUGUAGUUAGUUUAAUCUAUACACAAACACAAAUGUAAAAAGACAAGUUGUAGUUUUAGAGGGAGUUGUGUUUUAGAAGUAUUUCUUGAUGAAUCGAUGUUGAACAAUUUCUUAAAAGAAAUCUGAAAUAAAAGAUAUGGUCAAUGUAAAGUAUUUGUGUUUAUGUACAGAAUGGCUACAACUUGCAUAAACACUGAUAUGGUUCUUUUCGGUGACACAGCUUCUAACCCUUUAAUGUGGCCGUCUCAACACAGCUGAAGGUCCACAUGGUUCACAGCUCGAUGCUGUCAUCGGGCUGUGAGGGACAAUUCAGUGCUGUAAAAGGUAUUCAAAGGUGCUAAGAGCCAAUGAUAUGUGCCAAAUGAUGUCACUGUUUUGAUCAUACUGGUUAUACACUUAUAUCUCUCAUACCAAUGUGUCACUAUGAAAUGUCACCAACUGGAGCUGAAGAGCUGGAAACAUCUGACUUGUUCGUUCACAAAUCCUCUUCAAGGCGUUUGUUCGUAUUGUACAUGCACAUGGCCGGCUGUAUGUUUCACAGUACUGAGCAUCAGACCAGGCAACAAAGGCAGAGAAGAGGCUAAAGAUGCAUGUAAACAAUGCAGGACUUUGCAAAUGUUUUAUGGGGAAUGAGUAAAUAUACUGCAUUUAUAAAGUGCUAUUCUAGUUUAUAAGUGUUUUACAGUCAUGCAAGCUGCCAACUGGCUCAUCAGGAGUGGUCAGUAAGUGUCUCAUGGGGAUUGAACCGGCAAACUUCUGGUUACUGAAAACUGCUCUACCUCCUGAGCAGUAGCGCUAAACGGGCCUCCUUUAAGUACGGUUGUUUAUAUAAUGUUCUCUAGCCUCUUACAAACACAGUAAUUACUGAUUUAUUCAUCGGGACGAUUUGUUCUAUAGAAAAAAAGCUCCUGCUUACUAUAAGCAACCUACGGAUUCAAAACGCCAGUGUCUUUAGGGGAACCACUUUACCUAGGUUGUGAAUUAGUCUCACUUGACAUAAUUUCACCUUAAUAUUUGACUUAAACAUUGUUUCACACAAUGUGAGAGGCACAGUGUGAUCUGAGUAUUAAUGGUGUUGCACAGGCGUGAGCUGCUAUAGUGAGGACAAUAUUACGCUUUGCUCCAUUGCACAAAUUGUUCACACAGUGAUUUAUUUUGCAUAGUUUAUUUACUUGUUCUUUCACAGGCUUUGUGCAUUAGCAUACGAGGUAUGAAAAUGUGUAAUUCAAGCAGUCCAGCUAUGAUUUUGCUCAUUGUUUCCAUUGUGAGUGAUCUUUUUUUAUAUUGACUUUAUCUUAAGACACAUUUGUGAUUUCAUACAUUGUAAAUGUUGUACAGAAUCUAGUUACUAUUUAUGUGCAAGUCAUUUUGCUUAUUAAAAAGUCUCUUGGAUAGUUUUGACACAAAAUGUGUUGUAGAUUAUAAUAUGAAGUCAAUAAUACAUAGCACACUUAAAAGUGUCAUAGCCAAAGUAUUUAACUGGAAUAAUAUUAAACAUGUUGAAAUAUAUUAGUCUGUAACAUCUCACGUUUGUUCACUUUGAUUUAUUUUACUUGUGUAUCGCACAUGGAGUUAUGGGUGAAACUAGAUGUGUAAAUAAAAUAUAUUGCUUUGGCAUGA